This is a messenger RNA of Tricharina praecox, 435 nucleotides long. Its product is annotated as ankyrin repeat protein. Gene Ontology annotation, molecular function: protein binding. The annotation marks the transcript as partial. Lineage: Eukaryota; Fungi; Ascomycota; Pezizomycetes; Pezizales; Pyronemataceae. The record is from RefSeq and is a predicted model, not a curated record. The transcript has a single exon.
GAUACAGUGCAGCUACUGCUCGACCUCAGUGCAGACAUCGAGGCCAAGGAUAACACCGACUGGACUCCGCUUCACAAGGCGGCCCGGAAUGGGCACACGGAUACACUGCAGCUACUGCUCGACCGCGGUGCAGACAUCGAGGCCAAGGAUAACUCCGGCCGGACGCCGCUUCACCUGGCAACCGUGAACAGGCACACGGCUACACCGCAGCUACUGCUCGACCACGGUGCAGACAUCGAGGCCAAGGAUAACACCGACUGGACUCCGCUUCACUGGGCGGCUGAGAACGGGCACACGGCUGCACUGCGACUACUGCUUUACCGCGGUGCUGACAUCGUGGCCAAAGACCGAUACGGUAUGACGGCGCGGCGGCUAGCGGUGCAGAAAGGGCACGGGCACGAGCGCGUUGCACGGUUGCUCCUUGAUCGAGAGGCC